UCUCAUUUCGACACAACCAAACAAGAAACAACAAACAAGAAGACUUUCAGAGAAUCUCAGAAGCAUCGAUCAUCAAUGGCGGUGAAGAAGAAAUCGUCUUGGAGAUCAUUCGUAGCUGGGUGUUUCCAAGAUCAAAACUUUGAGAAAUCUUCGGACAAACCCAAGAACAGCGAGGUGAAGAAGCAGAAAUCGUUUCAGAGACUGUCGAUUUUGGACAUGAGCAAUCCGAGUUCAACCACCUUGUCGGAAGAUCUAUCCAUCUCUCUGGCUGGUUCAGAUCUCCACAUCUUCACCCUCGCGGAGCUCAAAGUCAUCACCCAGAGCUUCUCGUCGAACAGUUUCCUCGGCGAAGGAGGGUUCGGACAGGUUCACAAGGGUUUCAUCGACGAUAAGCUCAGACCAGGCCUCAAGGCACAGCCGGUCGCUGUCAAGAACCUCGACCCAGACGGUCUUCAGGGUCACAGAGAAUGGCUGACGGAGGUGAUAUUUCUCGGACAGUUGAAGCAUCCGAAUCUGGUGAAGCUGAUUGGCUAUUGCUGCGAGGACGAACACAGGCUCCUUGUCUACGAGUUCAUGCCUCGUGGAAGCUUAGAGAAUCAGCUCUUCAGACGAUAUUCGGCUUCGCUGCCAUGGGCGACGAGGAUGAAGAUCGCUCACGGAGCUGCAAAGGGUCUCCAGUUUCUUCACGAGGCCGAGAAACCCGUCAUCUACCGCGAUUUCAAAGCCUCCAACAUAUUGUUAGAUUCGGACUACAUGGCAAAGCUGUCGGACUUUGGGCUAGCCAAAGACGGACCAGAGGGUGACGACACGCACGUAUCGACCCGAGUCAUGGGAACGCAAGGCUACGCCGCCCCCGAAUACAUCAUGACUGGUCACUUGACCGCCAGGAGCGACGUCUACAGCUUCGGUGUCGUCCUGCUCGAGCUCUUGACCGGCCGUAGAUCGGUGGACAAGAAACGUUCGCCACGUCAACAGAACCUCGUCGACUGGGCUCGUCCCAUGCUCAACGACCCACGUAAGCUGUCUCGGAUCAUGGACCCGAGGCUCGAGGGUCAGUACUCCGAGACCGGCGCUCGAAAGGCCGCGGCUUUAGCCUACCAAUGCCUUAGCCACCGACCCAAGCAUCGGCCCAAUAUGAGCGCCGUUGUGGCCGUUCUCGAUGAUCUUAAGAACUACAAGGAUAUUCCGAUGGGACCCUUCGUUUUCACGGUGCCCUCCACGCCAGAGGCGGUGGUUUCCGGCGGAGAUGUGAAGGAGGAGUUCGGUAGGAGGAGGAGUGAACAUCGUGAGAGGAAGCUCCGGUCGCCGGCGGAGAAGUCUCCAGGGAGUCGCCACCGGUCUCCGGUGACUGACGGAGGGAAUCACCGGGGGCAUUUGAGGAAUGGGUUGAGUUCGCCGAUGAGGAGUGAGGCUGGUGGUGAACGGUAUUGAGAUUCUUGGUUUUUUUGUAAAUGUUUUUUUUUUAAUGUAAAUAUACUUUUUUGCCGAUUUUUUUCUUGGGAUUUUUUCGGUUAUAAUAUUUAUAUUUUCCCUAUAGAAACUGUCAAAAUUAUUUUUUUCUUCUUGGUAACGUUGUAACGACUUCGUCAAUGAAAGACGCGUUAUAUUGAUGAA
Molecule: messenger RNA, 1614 nt
Organism: Tarenaya hassleriana
Lineage: Eukaryota; Viridiplantae; Streptophyta; Magnoliopsida; Brassicales; Cleomaceae
Product: serine/threonine-protein kinase At5g01020
Exons: 4
Coding region: 76-1431 (451 amino acids)
Biological process (GO): protein phosphorylation
Molecular function (GO): ATP binding; protein kinase activity
Source: RefSeq, a predicted model, not a curated record